UGACGAGGCAAAAGCUGUUGUCAAGAAACACAAAGCUAAACCUGAAGAAGUUGAAGUGCAGAUUAAUCAAUACCGAAGUGACAAUUUACCCGAAGAUAAAAGAUUCAAUGGGAAAAAGGCUCUCUCUGAAGCCUCAGUGAUUGUGAGGGAACACACCCCAUUGACCAAUCUAUUCAUGUGCCUCUGGUUCAAUGAAGUUGUCCGCUUCACUUCGCGUGAUCAGUUAAGUUUCCCAUACGUUCUUUGGCGAUUGAAAGUUCUCAAGAACAUCAACAUGUUCCCUGUGUGUACACGUAAAGAUCUCGUCAAUAGCAUAGGUCAUGUGCGCAAGGCUAAACCGUUAAGUUAGUCUAUGAGUGUAAUGUACCUUAACUUUCCAAUUCAUUUGUUAAUUUAGUAUCCUUUUUUUGUAUUUAGCGUAUUGACAUGAAAACCAAACUGACACAUUGUUAACCGAAAUGGAACGAAACAGCUUUGAUUAUAAUCGAGUGUUUACAAUAUUUUUAUACAGAACAACCCAACUGAGAAUAAAAGACAGCAAGCUUGAGGAUAAAAAGAAAGCAGUGGUUUAGUUAUGUUGUGGAAGUAGUAGUUAUACCAAAAUCACGUGUCUAACUUUAUAACCAAAGAGGUUUGUUAGAAAGAACAGUUAGAAACUCCUCUGGUCUCUCCUCUUCUUCUCCGAUCAUGCUAACUAGAGUCAUCUUCCUCACCGCAGUCGCCACUUCUAUUCUCGUCGUCCUUCUACUCGCUUUACUCUCACCUGUUCCUGAUUACGACCCGCCGGGAUCACUCUUCUCCUUCUCCCUCUACGUUCAGCAAACACACAUACCAUCCUCCACCUAUUCCUCUCGUCGGUUCAGUCAACGCAUAGCCCGUCCCCGCGGACGAGGAGGAGGAGGAGGAGCAUUGAUUUUCCGACGUACACUCACGGAAGGACCAGAAAACAAUUCUCGGAUAGUAGGCAAAGCCGAGGGAUUCAUAAUCCCGCAUGAAGACUUUGCUAACUCGGAUUUUAACGUGAUAUAUUUGACGUUGGAGACGCCCGAGUACACGGGGAGUGUUAGCAUUAGGAGCAGAGAAAUGACACAUAAAUUGGAAGAGGUUAUGGAGGUAGUAGGAGGGACAGGAGCUUUUGCGUUUGCUCGCGGAAUCGCCAUGUUUGCUGAGGUUGAUGAUCAUGAGGAAGAAGCUGUAACCACUUAUCGUGUUAAGCUUCUGCUUAGAUUUCCACAUACUUCUCACCUCGAUCCACAAUGAUGGACAAUUUUCUAUUACAAUAUCUGUGUAUAAAUAAAGUUAUUUUACAGAUUCACUACAUAUGUUCAAAGAACUCUAAUUAGCAAUAAUCAUUUUUGGUUUCUUUUUGCGAAUAAUUGCGAAUAACUUCAGCUAGCAAAUCGUAUUCAACGACUAAAUAUUAUGGCCAUUCAAGAAGAAGCAUCAAGGGUAUUAGUCUUGCCAACUAUGCAUAGUCUCAUCAAUGACAUCACCAUAAGGAGUUGUUCAAUGUUUGAGGUAAAGAUAAAGAGAUCAUCACGUAAGAAUAACGAGCCCAAGCUUUCCCAACCUGUCAAGUGUAUGUAUAAGUAGCUGUCACGGUCUUCAGGAUUUGACAUGGUCAGUUAUUGUUCGCUCAUAAUCUUAUUGUACUUGAGUUCGAAGUUUACAUAAACUAAAAGAAAUAGUUAA
This is a messenger RNA of Camelina sativa (false flax), 1692 nucleotides long. The record is from RefSeq and is a predicted model, not a curated record. Lineage: Eukaryota; Viridiplantae; Streptophyta; Magnoliopsida; Brassicales; Brassicaceae.